Messenger RNA from Aspergillus pseudotamarii, 1005 nucleotides. Its product is annotated as ketoreductase sphI. The coding region runs from base 1 to 1005 and encodes 334 amino acids. NCBI's taxonomy places the organism in Eukaryota, Fungi, Ascomycota, Eurotiomycetes, Eurotiales, Aspergillaceae. Gene Ontology annotation, molecular function: oxidoreductase activity, acting on the CH-OH group of donors, NAD or NADP as acceptor. The transcript is spliced from 2 exons. The record is from RefSeq and is a predicted model, not a curated record.
AUGGCGCGUGGAUUAAUCUUCAUUACCGGCGCAACAGGUUUUGUUGGUAGUGCCACCGCUAUCGCAGCAGUUAAAGCGGGAUACCGAUUGCGAAUCUGUCUUCGAAAGCACUCGGAUAGGUUACCGGCUCUGCUGUCGGAAUAUAGCGAACAGGUGGAAUACAUUACUAUUUCUGAUUGGACAGAUGAAGCUCUGUUUAAAGGACAUCUGGAUGGAGCAGACUACGUGAUCCAUCUUGCACAUCCUCUUCCUAGUGGAACAGACAAGGAGUACUAUUUCACUCCAGCUGUAAAAGUAACGGCCGCCUUGCUCAAGGAGGCUGCUCGCGUGCCGAGCAUCAAGAAGGUCGUGAUCACCUCAUCCAUUGCGGCUUUGAUGCCACUUGACGGAAUACCGCCUGGUGGCGUCGUCAAAGAGGACAAUGACUGGGACUUCAACGUCAACGAGGCCGAAGACUUCACAGCCUCAGAUGACCCGCGAGGAAUACCUAUGCGGUUGUACCAUGCAUCCAAGCUGCUCGCCAAUCGAACCGCAUGGGAAUUCCGGAAAGCCGCAGAGCCGCAGUAUGCCUUGGUAACGCUCCAUCCCGUGUUCGUGUAUGGACGUAACCCCACGCAGACAGCUGCCAAGGAGAUUGAGGAAUCCUCAAAUGGUCUUCUCUGGUAUGCGAUCAUGGCCGGCAUCCCUCAUCAUUCCUACUCCCAGGUCCCCGGUGUGCAUAUCGAUGAUGUUGUCGAGGCACACAUCAAAGCCCUGGAUCCAGCCAUCCCAGACGGAUCAAGGUAUCUGCUUUCCGGGAAGUGUGGGAACUGGAAAGAGGUAGCAAAUCUAAUUCAGCGGGAAUAUUCAGGCCUCGGAGCAAAGAUCACGGUUGAUAUUGAGGAAGAGUUUCUCUCAACGGACAGUGGUAAAGCAGAAGCAGAGCUGGGAAUGCAAUGGCGCUCUUGGGACCAGAUGGUGCGAGAUGUAGUAGACCAGCAACUUGAGUUUAUGAAAGCUGGAUAA